Messenger RNA from Phaethon lepturus (White-tailed tropicbird), 108 nucleotides. It is a transcript of the gene SMIM12, whose product is annotated as small integral membrane protein 12. The annotation marks the transcript as partial. The transcript has a single exon. The record is from RefSeq and is a predicted model, not a curated record. NCBI's taxonomy places the organism in Eukaryota, Metazoa, Chordata, Aves, Phaethontiformes, Phaethontidae.
CUGCAGGAGAUCGCGGGCAAGGACCUGACCAAGGUGGUGAGCCUGAAGGACAAGCUCGAGUUCGCCCCUCGGGCCGUGCUGAACAGAAACCGCCCGGAAAAGAGUUAA